AUGACCAGUGUACACAAUAGCCAGAGAUGUCCCAUCGUCGGUCUCUACGGUAUCCCCGGAUGUGGGAAGUCCCACCUUCUCAGCAAACUCAAAACGCAGCUUGGUGAAGAGAAGUACGUCUACCACGAAGAAUCCAAAGUGAUUGGCACUGUUCCUGCCGGUGACUUGGCCGGCUUCCGGGCGUAUCGUGAACAGGCCAUCCGCAAUAUCCGAAAGAACCCGAAACACGGCUGUGUCACCGUCGUCACAGGCCAUUUCAUGUUCUGGGAGCCGACCCAGCCGAUGGGAAAGAUCGGCUUUUGGGAACAGGAUACAGCCAGAAAGGGUCCCUGUCCCCCAGUCGACCACAUUCGAGCAUGGCAGAAAGUUGAGAAAGCUGAAUUGCGGAGACUCUGCCACGAGCACCGAAUUAUCUUUUCGCUUCUAGGCGCCCAUCAAGAUGCUGCGAAUCUUAUUGGAAGUGUUUGGCACCACGACGAAGAUUCCAAUCUCCGGCUUGCUAAGCAUCAUCUCAGGGAGGCACUCGGUGGCAACUUGUCUGGGAAGACUGUUUUGAUGCUAGACGCGGACAAAACUCUGUGUUCCCAGAAUACUGGGGAGCUUUGGUGGAGGAUGUACCGGCAGCAUUAUCCUUCUGAUGAGUCUGAUGAGUCUAACGAAUCUGAUGACUCUGAUAAAUCUGAUGUGUCAGAUGAAUCGGAUGGAUCUGAUGGUCGUGAAUGCCCCUUGAGGCGGCUGUUUAACGGUCCGCUUGGGUACAGCUAUGCUGCCUUUCGCCAAGCUGUUUUCCUAUACGAAGAGGCUGCUGAUGAUCAGAAGUUCGAUGAGAUCUGUGAAGGGGUUGCUUCGAACGUGAAUGUGCAUCCUGAAUUCAUCAACCUCCUGUGGCAUGUUUUUGACGACACUUGCGUCAAAGCAGUGGUGGUUACCUCAGGCAUACGGCUAGUCUGGGAAAAAGUCCUGACACGAGAAGGUUUAUCCGACAAUAUAAAGGUUGUUGGUGGAGGGCGCAUUAAAGACACGUUUGUCGUCACUCCAACGGUCAAAGGUGCUCUGGUCGACUACCUGCGGAAAACCUUGGAGGCGAAAGUGUGGGCCUUUGGUGCUAGUCGCAUGGAUUUGGGGAUGUUGCGAAACGCUGACCAGGCGUUCGUCGUCGUUGGCGAAGAGGCUAAUCGAAGCACAACCAUGGAUGAGGCCUUGAUGGAUGAAUUCACUAAUGAUAAAUUUCAGCCAAAACAGGUCUUGCUGCCUGUUACUUCAUCACCGCGACUAGACACAAAAGUGCUACCGAUCACGACUCUCGACAGACAAAUGUUUCUAGACCUGCUCUUUCGUGGCUCGAAAAGAGUCACGGUCAGCGAAGCAACCGAUACGGAUGCCUCCCGAGUUCUUACCACUCCCACGAGGAACCCCUCGAUAUCGGGACCCGCGCUCCAAAACGCCCAUCGCGACGCUGGAAGGUACCUCGCGCUUGCAUACUUGCCGAACGUCGUUGGUAUCGAAGAUUACUCUAUUCUCCAUGUGCAAGGCCAUCAGGUCACCGGCUAUCGACUCCAAGGCCAGCAUCAUACAUCCAUCAUUGCCUUAAUGCGAGGUGGGGAGCCUCUGGCUCGUGGGAUUUAUGACUACCUGCCUGGAGCUGCUUUUAUCCACGCGAAGGUACCAGACGAUGUUUGCCACGGCCACUUGCAGAAUCAGAAGACGGUCAUUCUGGCAGACUGGGUCAUCGACAGCGGGCAGACAGUGGCUAAGUUUCUCCGUCAUAUUCGGAAGCUGACUCCUGAUGUGGGCAUCAUCGUGGUUGCUGGCGUGGUGCAGGGCCGAUCAAUCGCCAAGCUUAGUCCUCUUCAGGCGCUGGUACGCUAUGGAGAUCUUACGAUAGCGCUUCGCAAGUCUGAUAAUGAAUACAAAAGUGAAGGGGAAACAGAAACUGGCAAUCGUCUAUACAAUACGUUGCAUCUGCCUUGA
Messenger RNA from Aspergillus fijiensis CBS 313.89, 1971 nucleotides. RefSeq lists its product as uncharacterized. Gene Ontology annotation, cellular component: cytoplasm. The transcript has 2 exons. The coding region runs from base 1 to 1971 and encodes 656 amino acids. The record is from RefSeq and is a predicted model, not a curated record. Gene Ontology annotation, biological process: dephosphorylation; L-serine biosynthetic process. Lineage: Eukaryota; Fungi; Ascomycota; Eurotiomycetes; Eurotiales; Aspergillaceae. Gene Ontology annotation, molecular function: magnesium ion binding.